This is a messenger RNA of Kockovaella imperatae, 5889 nucleotides long. RefSeq lists its product as hypothetical. Bases 1 to 5889 code for a protein of 1962 amino acids. NCBI's taxonomy places the organism in Eukaryota, Fungi, Basidiomycota, Tremellomycetes, Tremellales, Cuniculitremaceae. Gene Ontology annotation, molecular function: ATP binding; protein serine/threonine kinase activity. Gene Ontology annotation, cellular component: nucleus; cytoplasm. The transcript is spliced from 7 exons. The record is from RefSeq and is a predicted model, not a curated record. Gene Ontology annotation, biological process: phosphorelay signal transduction system; regulation of DNA-templated transcription; peptidyl-serine phosphorylation.
AUGCGUAAACGAAGCAUGUCCAUCCGGUCUAGCAUGUCUGCGAUAGAUCCAACGAAAUCGCCUUUGCAGAAAAAGGCGAGUGCAUUUGAGCGAAAUCGACAGGUGUCUGCCUCAUCUGCACGGUCCAACGCCGACUCGACGACUAGUGCAAAGCGCAAGAAGAAUCUAGUCAACAAGAUGGAGGGCUGGUGGAACGCUGUGAAAUCCAAUUUUGGAGCCGAGUCUUCAGGAAUGGGUCAGACGACAUCCGGUCCUACAUCACCUCACUCGAGACUCGCAUCUGCCCCUGCUGGCCGACGAGUCAAUGAGGUCAGUCCCAUAGCUCGAACGUCAGCUCCGAUGCCCCGUAUUCCGCCCCCGCCCGCUUUACUGGCACCACAGCCGGUGAAUCAACGUCGUCAGUCUUCUCAGUCUCUCCGUGGUGUUGUCUCCCACGCCGAACUCCGAACGGCGAGUGGUAAAUUCGAUGCUGCACAUCUUCAGGAGGCUGCGAAUAUAGUCACUUCGACGUCUGGUGAUCUCUCCGACUUUUAUCGCCGUGCUUCCAGUGAUUCGCUCCGUGAUACACGUCCAUCGAUGAGUAUGACGGGUCGAAAACCUUCCGUCGUGCCUGAAGAGCCAUCUCAAUUCCCCAGCCGAGCAACGAGCAGUCUAGAGGUCAGACGAAAGGGUGGACCUAAUCUACGCUUGGACCUUGAGCCGAAUAUGUUUGGCAGGACCGCCCCUGUCACCAUGUCACUCCCCUCUGAUCCUUCUCCGAUGGCCCACCGGUCUAGCACGACGGCCGUCUCAAGCUCGCAUUCCUCCACAGGCAACAUUUACAUGCACGGCGGAUUGACCCCUGGUGCACCGAGAUGGGACGAGACUCCAUCACCGCUUUUCGCCAUCAGUACAGAGAGUAACUCACCUGCGAUCCUCAAAGAGGAUCGGCCAGUCGCUCCUGGUGCCGAGAUCACCGUUGCCAACGUCCGGAGACAUAUCAAAAGACGUCUAGAAGCUGCCAAGGUCGCCUGUGAUGGAACUUUGAAGAAGACCAUUGACGUCAUCACGAAAUUCGUGGAUGAGCAGAGGACCAAGGAACAGGCUGAAGCGCUCAGACUGGCCAUGGAGGAUCAGCCAAGGGAUUAUUUCGAGGCCAUGAGCGAGUCGCCGUUGGUUGACGCGGAGGAGAGCGAGGUGGAACUGGGCGAAGGCCAUGAGGAUCGCAAGUCGAGAUCCCGGGGAGCCUCGUCUUCCGCACCGCACAGUCGACGACCGUCCAUCUCUGGUGGCAAAUAUCCCAGUCCUCAAAAGCUCACGGCCAUGCUCCCGGCGAGUCCAAGUCGAGUGCGACGAAGACCGAGUGCUGCUCCACGGGGCGUUCACGCUACCCAGAGGCUAUCACGGAAUCUCUCCCUCUCGAUGGAUCGCUCCGUCUCCGCUUCGUCAUCACGAUCCACCUCCCGAUCUCACUCACCCAUGCCAACGUCUACUCGAGGUGUCCUCGUGGGUCGAUCAGAGGAUGAAGUUCAACGCAGCAAACUCUUUGUCAACGCUCUGCAGGAUCUCAUCGUUUUCGCCCAGGAUGUGAUGGAUAUGACUGUCAAUACGUUGAUCAUGCGACCGACGGCGACGUCUGAGAUUAUUGCAAAACUCCAGGUCGUCGGCUCCCGAUGGGAUGAUCAUCAAGACUGGCCAGGACGUGAAUGGUAUGUCGACAUUCUCAUGGCAGUCGCGAAUCUUAACCGAGUCCUGGACUGGUGGGAGGCUGAGAAGGGCUUUUGGAACUUUGACGAUGAAGCUGGAGAUGAACCAAUCCUAUUCGUUGUCAAGCCGAAUACCAAGGAGGAAUCACAUUUCGAUACUGAGUUCGCUGCCGCCGUGACGGAUCCGAGAAGUUCACCAGCAGUAUCGUAUCUUCAAGUCCCGGAAGCACCGGCCUCUGCCGUCAGCGUCGAGGUUCAGACUCCUGAAUCUUCGGGCCCGGGAGGCACAGCCAGGCAAUUUGUCGAAGCCCCCAAGCCCUUGCCUGCGGAAGAUCUCAAGUUCAUGGCUGAACACGCCAAGAGCGUCAAUAUCGUCAUGGAGCUGGGUUUGCAAGGCGAGGAGAUCUUGUAUGUCAACGAUGCGAUCCUGGAAGUCACUGGGCGAGAUCCGGAUGAUGUCAUUGGGUGCCCCAUCAACGAGCUGCUGGCUCCAGCAGACGCUGCCAUGUUCGCGGAUGCUACGCAGACUUUGCUAGAGGACGACAACAAUACGGUCCAACUUCGUUUCCGAUUCGAAGUGUUCGAACUUGAAAAGAACCUCCAUCCGCCACAACAACCUGGACCAGUUUAUGUCGAGUUGGAAGGUGUCGGUAUGCUGAUGCGUGAGCAUGAUGGCCCGUCACAUACUAUGUGGGUCUUGCGACCCGUACCUGCGCAACAGGCUCAUGUGGACAACAUCGCGGAGGCUGCCUUCCCGAAAGAAGGUCAGUUCUUGACCGAAGCCAUCUUAUGUCGGAUCUGUGAAAGGGAGAUUGUCACUUGGUUCUUUGAAAAGCACAAUGAGACCUGCGAUGCUGUACAUCGACUGGAAGCGGACAUCUACAAGCGAAACGAGGCGCUCCGAGAACUCCAACAGACGGUCUCUGAUCUCAAGGAGGAAUUGGACGCUAUUCCCACGACGCCUGAUCAAGCACCUGGCGUUGUCUUCUACAACUUUCCGGAAACUAUCACGACCGAGCACGAAGGCGCUGGACUUGUCGGAACGCACGGAAUCGAGGUCAGAAAGGUCGAUGUGGCCUGCCUGGCUAGUGUCGCGGAAAUUCUUGCCAUCGCUCAAGAGAUCGAAGUCCCUUCGGUCCAGGAAGACGAAGCGGACAUGCCGUUCAAUCUACAGCGGUACCUUUCUCAAGCGUCCGAAGAGAAAUUAGUGCGCAUCACUCGUUGGCAGAAGCCUCACACCAGUGAUCGAGCUCUGCAACUUUUACUCACUCAGGUGGAAGAUCAGCUUCGACGAAAGCAAAAGGCAGUGGCGAGGAUGCAGAAUACGAUUCGAUAUUCGGAAAAGACGCGCCACGAGUGGGAAGACAAGGUCAACCAAAUGUUCACUCCGCCAAGUGACGACUCGUCCCAUUCAGACUCUGGAGGAUCCGAGCCUGAGCAGAGUGGCGCACCGCUCAGUCCCGUCGACAUCAAGAGUGAACAUGCUGAAGGGCCCGAGACUUCACCUCCCGCUCCUCGAAAGAUCGUCCCUCAAGCCAGACUACCCAUCACGCAAGGUCAUCCUCAACGACCUUCAACGUCCCAUGGUGAGACUAGCGGCGGCGGCCCAUCAACGCUCCCCUCGACCCCAGUGUACCCUAUUUCUCCACCGUCAAAGGUGCCAAGUCCCCCGCCCAGUGCGCCGUUACCCGCUACCGAUGUCAUUCCGCGAACUUUGACCCCCGACCCGCCUCAGAAGGCUCUGCCGAAAGCAUCUUCACCUCUAGCAGUACCUCCUGAACGUAAAGGCAUGAGAAGGCAAUCAAGCUCGAGAUUGAUCCGAGAUCCCCCGCUGUCCCCUCGUAUACCUUCUGCUGCUCUGCCUACCCGAUCUCAGCCUUCUAUCAAAGAUUUCGAGAUCAUCAAGCCCAUCUCACGCGGUGCCUUUGGAUCAGUCUACCUUGCCAAAAAGGUCGCUACGGGAGAUUACUUUGCCAUCAAGGCGUUGAAGAAGUCAGACAUGAUUGCAAAGAAUCAGAUCACGAAUGUGAAGGCUGAGCGCACGAUCUUGAUGAACCAGGCGAGCUCACCCUACGUCGUCAAAUUGUUCUUCUCUUUCCAGAGCAAAGAGUAUCUCUACUUGGUCAUGGAGUAUCUGAACGGAGGAGAUUGCGCGACCUUGAUCAAAACUCUUGGGGGUUUGUCUGAGGACUGGGCGAGGAAUUACAUUGCAGAGGUUGUGCUUGGAUUGGAUUACCUUCAUACGAGAAACAUUGUCCAUCGUGAUAUCAAACCUGAUAAUCUGUUGAUUGACUCUCGCGGUCACUUGAAAUUGACAGACUUUGGUUUAUCACGGAUUGGUCUCCUGAACCGACAGGUCGGGGGAAUGCGCCAAGGUUAUCUACGUGGUACGGCGCUUCACGGUUCGAAACGAGAGUCGGCGAGGCGUUUCUCGCGACACGAUUCGUCCUCGUCCACCGACUCACCGUUCAUGUCGCCUGAACUCAUGCCUGCUCCUCCCAUCUCCAAUAUCAGCCAAUCGUAUUUUAACACCGGCUCAGAAGUCAUCUCUGCGGACGAUUCUAGUGGAAGUGGAUCCGAAUCUGCUGGUAUCAUUCCGAAACACUUGCGCACCACGUCCGUCACUACAGCCACGACUCCACCUUCCGCUCGUGAUCCUUUUCGAUUUGUUGGGACUCCCGACUACCUGUCUCCGGAAACCAUUCUCGGUAUCGGUGGAGACGAGCAGGCUGUGGACUGGUGGGCUCUCGGUGUUGUGCUGUACGAGUUCCUCUACGGUAUUCCACCGUUCCACGCCGACACGCCUGAACGUGUCUUUGACAACAUCGUUUCGAGACGUAUCGAAUGGCACGAAGACGAAAUGGAGAUUUCACCCGAGGCUAGAGACCUAAUGGACAGGCUCAUGUGCUACGAUCCUACACGACGAUUGGGGGCCAAUGGUGCGGAAGAAGUCAAGAAACAUCCGUUCUUUGAAGGGAUUGAUUGGGAUACCAUCUCUACAGCCGAACCGAGCUUUGUGCCGACAGUGACAGAUCCUGAGUCGACAGAUUAUUUCGAUGCCCGUGGAGCUGUCCAUGCACUGCAAGAUGACGAUGCGCCUCAGCUUCACAAGCUGUCAGACGGGACUCGACGCCAAAUGACCCAUGCCAAUCCGGCCGUCGCUAACGUCGCCACCAAAGAGAUGACCGAGGUGAUCCAGGAUAUCCAAGCUCAAGCAGACAAGUGGGGACCAUUCGACUACAAGAAUGUCGAGGUGCUCAAGCAGGCCAAUGAUGAUGUGAUCCGGAAGCUUCGUUCAGAUUCCAUGACACCCAUGACUCAAGCUUUGGAGGGCGUGGGCGCUAUGCCUGUCCGACGGCCUCGAUCCAUGUCUUCUCGAGUCAUGGAGAGAAGUGCAAGGAAACCAUCCGACAACGCCAUCACAUCGGGUGGACCACCGUCUCCCUCCACGUCAACGUCUUCAGCUGCUUCAACUCCGUCGAGAGCACCUUCGACGCCAGGUUCUCUCCCCGUCAUGCCUCAGCAUUUCCGUCGACCAUCGGAAUUGAACGCGCUGGACAGGGUCAAGUCAUCAGAAGAUGCAGAUUUGUUCCGCCGUUCUGCGACGCCCAAUCGUGUCCGGACGGGAUCCGGAUCAAGUGUGAGCGACAGAAGUGCCAGUAUGGAGCUCUGGAGACAGAGGCGACAAUCGUCUCUGAACCCCGAGCAACCUAUCUCUGCACCUCUGCCUCCUCUGGAGAGUCCAGAAUCUCACGCGUCGAGUGUUGGCGAGAGAACGCUGGAUGUGUUGAUUGCAGAGGAUAAUCCAAUCUCCCAAAAGAUUCUGGAAACUCUGCUCGUGCGGAUGGGUUGUCGUUGUAUAUGCGUCGAGGAUGGUCCGCAGGCUUUGGCGGCGACCAUGGGCAGUAUCCACUUCGAUCUGAUCAUCGUGGAUAUUCACAUGCCACUGGUGACUGGUGAACAAGUCGCCAGAAUGAUCCGCUCGACGGCCAAUCAAAAUCAAAACACGCCGAUCAUUGCUUGCACUUCUUAUGAGGAACAUCAAAGUAUCUCUGAAGAAGGAACAUUGUUCUCUGCUAUCUUAUCCAAACCCAUUUCCAAGGCCGAUCUGGCGAAAUGUCUCGCCAAAUUGGGCUUCGUCCUGAGUCCAGCAGGCACAUCACACGCAACGCACGAUUCAACCUCGGCCAUCGGCACGACUUGA